Pieris macdunnoughi is the source of this 585-nucleotide messenger RNA. NCBI's taxonomy places the organism in Eukaryota, Metazoa, Arthropoda, Insecta, Lepidoptera, Pieridae. The record is from the annotation of a GenBank genome assembly.
AUGAUCGCUUUAGUGUGUGUGAUCGCAUUGUGCGCGGGAGCAGCCGUCAGUUCGCCAAUCGAGAACGGCCGGUGGAAUCCCUACAAAUACGGCGACGAUGGCAAAUAUAUUCCGACAAAUGAGGGUAAAUACAUCCACAUUCCGAAUCCAUACAUCCACAUAGACAACCCCUAUGAUGGUGGCUUUGGACCAUACUCCCACGAACACGAUCCCUACAUCAGUGCCGCUACCCAGGACUCGUACAAGUACGUGUUAACGGCAGCAGAAGAUAACCCCUUCUACAAGGAGGGAUACUACAAGAAUAACGGCAUUAAGAUUAUCAGCCAAAAGCACAACUAUAAGGAAGACAAAUAUGACUUCGAUUUCGAGACCGAAAACAAAAUCCGUGGAAAGGAGGAGGCUAUUUUGAAAAAUCCUAACACGAUCGACGAGGGAAUUGCUUCAAAGGGUUUCUACGAAUAUAUUGGUCCUGAUGGAUUCAUGUACAGAGUCGACUACACAGCCGACGAAAACGGCUUCCGCCCCAAAGUGAAGAGGUUGGAGACGCCCUACUCAGGAAAAUGGGUGUUGGAGAAAAACAAUUAA